Propithecus coquereli (Coquerel's sifaka) is the source of this 522-nucleotide messenger RNA. RefSeq names its product protein tyrosine phosphatase type IVA 1-like. NCBI's taxonomy places the organism in Eukaryota, Metazoa, Chordata, Mammalia, Primates, Indriidae. The transcript has a single exon. The coding region runs from base 1 to 522 and encodes 173 amino acids. Gene Ontology annotation, molecular function: protein tyrosine phosphatase activity. Gene Ontology annotation, biological process: protein dephosphorylation. Gene Ontology annotation, cellular component: nucleus. The record is from RefSeq and is a predicted model, not a curated record.
AUGGCUCCAAUGAACCAUCCAGCUCCUGUGGAAGUCACAUACAGGAACAUGAGAUUUCUUAUUACACACAACCCAACCAGUGCGACCUUAAACAGAUUUAUAGAAGAACUUAAGAAAUACGGAGUUACCACAGUAGUGAGAGUAUGUGAAGCAACUUAUGAUCCUGCUCUUGUGGAGAAAGAAGGCAUCCAGGUUCUGGAUUGGCCCUUUGAUGAUGGUUCAUCACCAUCCAAUGAGAUUGGGGAUGACUGGUUAAGUCUUGUAAACAUCAAGUUUCGCGAAGAACCUGGCUGUUGUAUUGCUGUUCACUGUGUUGCAGGUCUUGGGAGAACUCCAGUGCUUGUUGCCCUAGAAUUAAUUGAAAGUGGAAUGAAAAAUGAAGAUGCAGUACAGUUUAUAAGACGAAAGUGGCAUGGGGCUUUUAACAGCAAGCAACUUUUGUAUUUGCAGAAAUAUCAUUCAAAACUGUGGCUGUGCUUCAAAGACUCUAGUGGUCACAGAAACAACUGUUGCAUUCAAUAA